AAACAACUUUACCUAAAAAAAAUAAUCUACUGUUUCGUAACAGAAUAAUUUUUAAUUAGCAACUAUUUCUGUAUAAUACUUUCUAUCAUUUCGAAGAUAGUUAAAGCAUUACUAUAUAGUUUAUCGAUCCGUUUUGUGUAAAUUUUAUUUAAGGUUAUGGUCUAAUGAGUUUUGUCAAGUGUUAAACGUCACCAAAAUUUAUAACAAGUAUUUGUCUUUGUUUUCUUUAAAAUGGCCUGGUUUUCAGGCCUCGCUGAUAAGGCAGAGAAUCUUUUAAACAAAAUAGAUAAAAAUACAGCGGCAGUUUUGAAUAAAGAUAAAUAUGAACUACCACAAUCUCAAUUGACACAUGUUACAUGGACUCCUCCUGAAUCUGGUAGCACCCAAGAAGAAAUAGCCUUAAAAUUUAGUACAGAAUCAAAACAUCCUUAUGUUGAUUCAACAUCAAACCUAUCUUCAUUGACAAAUUCAAGAGAUGAAGAACUUCUAACGUUUUUGAACACUCCUAAUUCAAGCCCAAAGAAGAACAUAGAAGUCUCAAUGUCACCACCUACACCUUCCUCGCUUAUGGUUGAGCAUCCUACAGAUACUACAGAUUCUAUAUCAGAAUUAUCAAAUCAUAGUGACUGUUCAAGUUCUAGUCCUAUGCAUACAUCCGUAGAGCUUCCAGAUAAUUUUAAUUAUGAUGAUGUAGAAAUAAAAAAUGAAGUAACAGAUUCUGUAAAUAAUGAACCAAUAGAAAAUCAGAGUGUAGGAAUUGUUUUGGAUAAUGGGUAUAACUAUGAAUCUCAGCAGAAGAAUUUAGAAGUAAAUAAAUUAAUCAAUUCAUCAAGCAAUAAGUACAUCAAAAGGUAUUUAAAAGAAAUAGAAAGGAAUUUAGAGGAAAGAAAUGAAUUACUUGGGAAACAGGAGACAGAUCAUCAGAAAGAGAUCAUAGUCUUAAAUGAAAAAUUACAAUCUCUAAAUGUAGAAAAAAUGCAGUUAUCUAAACAAGUAGUAGAACUGCAGUUUGCUUUAGAACGAAGUAGGUCAGAAUUGAAUUCUACCAGAGCUGAUUUGGAUCAGCACAAAGCUAGAGCUUUGAAAACAUUACAAGAGAAAGAAAAAUUGAUAGCAGAGUUGAGAUGCAACGAGUCUACAGGAAUGGAUGAUACAAUGAUUAUGGAACUGAACCAGCUAAGACAAGAACGAGACAUUCUCCGCGAAGAAAAUCAACAAAUCUCUGAGCAACUGAGAAUAGUACGGGAAGAGUUAAUGAAUGCGGACGUGAAAUUAGAGAAAAUGAGACAGAAUUCUGCUGAAGCAAAUGUACAGGCACAAGAAAUUCUUGCAACCGAGAGACGCAGGAGACUGGAUGCAGAGGAGGAUGCAAGAUUGCAUUCAGAAGAAAUAAGAUCAUUGAAGGACGAGUUAAUUCGUCAACGCAAUAGUUACACUUCGCAGCUACAAAAGAGUAAUUCUGAAAUUAGUAGACUGAGAAUGCAAUUAUCAGCAACUUCUACACCUAGCAGUGAAGUGGAAUUAAGAUUGGCAUCUCUUACGAAAACCUUGGUUUCUAAACAACAAGCAUUAGAGAGUUUAACAACUGAGAGAAAUGCUUUGAGACUACAACUGGAAAAAAUUGAACAUGAACUUAGAAAUAGUCGGCGCAAUAUUCUUUACAACAACUUAAAUGAUACAGAUGACGCAAAGGCUCAAGUACCGACAUUUUUAAUGGAAACUCCCUUUGAUACCGGAGUCACUAGAAGAGUUAAAAGAGCUUAUUCUUCAUUAGAUGCUAUUAGCAUCCGUACAGGUGUUUUUCUAAGAAGAUAUCCACUUGCAAGGAUCUUAGUAUUAAUUUAUAUGGCAUUGCUACAAUUUUGGGUCCUUAUCGUUCUUCUAUCGCAAUCACCAGAAGCACAUUAAUGUUUUUUAUAUGUGGGAUCAUUGUUUUAUUAAAGUUUAUAAGCAUUGUAAAUACAUUUAUAUUACUGUUACAUGGGAUUUUGUACAAGAUUCUAUUGUUAAACUGGGAUAGUUGUAUAUUUGUGAUGAAUAAUCGAUCAAAUAUUUAUUGAAAUUAUCAUUUAUUUUUUCACGAAAUUUUACUGAUAGACAGGAUAUUAUAAUACUAUUCAAAUGAUGAACAUAAUGUAUCUAAAUAAAUAAAUAAAUAAAUAAUUUGAAAAAGCUAAA
Messenger RNA from Osmia lignaria (orchard mason bee), 2178 nucleotides. RefSeq names its product golgin A5 (gene Golgin84). Gene Ontology annotation, cellular component: Golgi cisterna; Golgi membrane. Lineage: Eukaryota; Metazoa; Arthropoda; Insecta; Hymenoptera; Megachilidae. Gene Ontology annotation, biological process: Golgi organization; retrograde transport, vesicle recycling within Golgi. The record is from RefSeq and is a predicted model, not a curated record.